AUGGCACCCACUGCUGCCGCAAAUUCGAAAGGUUCAAACGGCAACAACUCCGACCACAAACGAACAAACAAGCGCGCGCCGCCGAGCCGCGUUUCCCAAUGCUAUAACAUCACGCCGGCCAUAUUUCGCACCGAUACAAGCUGCUUCGCCGGGCUGGGCAGCCUGUCGCGCUCAUUUUCUCACAGUCGCUCGGUAUACAGGGAGCUCCAGAAGCAUGGCCAACAUCCAGAUGCAGCCCAGAAGCAGGUGGCAGAACCUGAGCAUGACCCGGAACAUGAUUUUCAAAAGAGCGAGAGGGCUGCUCAGGCUGCCCAGGUCAACCUGAGUGCCAAAUUGUCUAAAGAAGGAAAGGGUUCUGGCAAGGCAGGUUUCGAUGAAGUCUGGAGGUUGAUCAAGAUUGCACGUCCCGAACUCAAAUGGCUAGCCGUGGCCAUUGUCUUCCUGGACCCCGCCGAGGACGCUCGCCUCUUCGGUCUGACCCUUCCGCAUUUCUUCAUUGGUCUCGGCACUAUAUUAACGAUUGGCGCCAUGGCCAACUUUGGCCGUAUCAUACUUCUUCGCAUCAUUGGCGAGAGGGUUGUUGCCCGCCUGAGGUCGCAGCUGUACAGAAGAACCUACGUUCAGGACGCUGAAUUCUUCGACGCCAACCGCGUGGGAGAUCUGAUCUCCCGGCUCAGCUCUGAUACCGUCGUGGUGGGCAAGUCCAUUACCCAGAAUAUCAGCGAUGGCCUGCGCUCCUUGUUCAGUGGCGGAGCAGGCUUCAUUGCCAUGAUUUGGCUCAGCCCUGGUCUCACAGGUCUCCUCCUCGUCAUGCUGCCUCCCGUUGCCGUUGGCGCCUUCUUCUAUGGUCGCGCCAUCAGAAACGUCAGCAAGGGUAUUCAGAAGAAUCUCGGCACACUUACCAAGAUUGCUGAAGAGCGAUUGGGCAACGUCAAGACCAGUCAGGCUUUCGUUGGCGAAGUUCAGGAGAUCAACCGCUACAACAAGCAGGUGCGCCGGAUAUUCGCUCUCGGUCGCAAGGAAUCGACGAUUGCAGCGACAUUCUUUGCCACGACUGGCUGGGCCGGGAACAUGACAAUCCUAGCUAUGCUUAUUGUUGGUGGCAACUACGUCCGAACGGGAGCAAUGUCGGUUGGAGAUCUGACUUCAUUCAUGAUGUACACUGCGUUUGCUGGUUCCAGUCUCUUCGGUCUGUCAUCCUUCUACUCUGAGCUGAUGAAGGGUGUCGGAGCCGCAAGUCGUCUCUUUGAACUGCAGGACAGACACCCUUCCAUUUCUCAGACGGUGGGCAGUAAGGUUGAGUCGGCACAAGGCGUCAUCAAGUUCAACAACCUCUCUUUCGCCUACCCCACCAGACCCGCCGUCAAUGUCUUCAACGGUUUGAAUUUUGAGAUUCCUUCGGGCUCAAAUGUUUGCGUUGUUGGUCCCUCUGGUGGUGGCAAGUCCACUGUCGCCAGCCUGCUUCUGCGCUUCUACAGUCCCACUGCAGGCUCCAUCACAAUCAACGGCGUCGACAUUUCUCAAAUGAAUAUCAAAUCGUUGCGGCGGCGCAUAGGCAUGGUGGCUCAGGAACCUGUUCUUUUCUCUGGCACCAUCGCCGAGAACAUUGCGUAUGGAAAACCCGAGGCAACCAGGGCCCAGAUUAAGCAGCGCAUUGCCAUCGCCCGGGCCCUGAUCAAGGAUCCGGACAUUCUCAUCCUAGACGAGGCCACCUCCGCACUCGACGCCGAGUCCGAGACGCUCGUCAAUGCUGCGCUGGCAUCACUCUUGCGUGGCAGGAACACCACCAUCUCCAUCGCGCAUCGCUUGUCGACCAUCAAACGAUCAGAUCUCAUCAUUGUACUAUCAAAUGAGGGUAGAGUUGCUGAGAUUGGCAAGUACACAGACUUGUCGGCUGACCCGAACAGCGCAUUCAGCAAGCUGAUGGAGUGGCAAAUGAGUGGAGGAGAUCUUCUUGAGCCGGUCCGGCCGAGCGAGCAAGCUCGUAUCACGGAGCAGGACGAGAUUGAAGAUGAUCUGGAGCAUGGCGAGGCCGAGAACGCCGAGGCAACUACUGAGGAGGUGAAGAAGAACAAGACGUAA
This is a messenger RNA of Verticillium alfalfae VaMs.102, 2082 nucleotides long. RefSeq names its product ATP-dependent permease MDL2. Gene Ontology annotation, cellular component: membrane. Gene Ontology annotation, molecular function: ABC-type oligopeptide transporter activity; ATP hydrolysis activity; ATP binding. NCBI's taxonomy places the organism in Eukaryota, Fungi, Ascomycota, Sordariomycetes, Glomerellales, Plectosphaerellaceae. Gene Ontology annotation, biological process: transmembrane transport. Bases 1 to 2082 code for a protein of 693 amino acids. The record is from RefSeq and is a predicted model, not a curated record. The transcript has 3 exons.